AUGCCACUAGCAGUGCCAUCUAAGUCGUGGUUUCAGUACCUCUUGCCAUCGUUCAAGCUGGAUGAUACUAAGCAUCACCUGGACGUGCUGCGUGUACUGUCAGUAUUGACAUGGUUUCUUUGUGCAAUAGUCGUCCAUAUCACGUCUCUCUUCCCUCUCUUCGACUCGUCACCUCACGCAGCUCUUCCAGCCUCGAGUUCGUCAUUGCUGCAUUCACUAAGCCAUCCGUUACUGCGUUGGGAUGCCUUCCAUUUUGGACACAUCGCACAGCAUGGCUAUGUCUACGAGUAUGAAUGGGCGUUCUUCCCCGGAACACCCCUCCUCAUGCGGGGCGCAGCAAGUGUGGUCCGUCUGUUUGAAGUCCGGAGCGCGUCGCCAGAAACUCCGGGCUGGGAGGAUGUCCUGCUUGGUGGUGCACUUGCUGCUUGCUUGUGCAGUUCGACGACUACGCUGUAUCGUCUUACUCUGCACCAUUUUCGCUCGCCGUCGCUUGCCUUUCUUGCUGCUCUUCUCUCUCUGCUCCCAAGUAGUCCAGCCACUCUCCGCCUUGCAGGAUACAGCGAGCCAUUUUUUACGUAUCUAUCUUACAGAGGGAUGCUAUAUUGCACUAGAUCCCAGUGGUUCUUUGCAGCGUGUACUUUUGCGCUUGCAGGCAUGUUCCGAUCGAAUGGUAUUCUGUUGUCGGGUUUCAUCCUCUGGGGCGUCCUUGUUGAGCCGUUUCUGACUACACGAAAGGUACCGUUCAAGAAGCUGGCUUACGCCGUAGCGCUCACCUCACUCACUGUAAUGCCCUUCGUCUCUCAUCAAUACACCGCCUACCGCGCAUUUUGCGGAGGCUCCGCCACACCUGCCCCCUGGUGCAUUAGCGUCCCCCCAUUGAUAUACUCCUAUGUGCAGGCGAAGUACUGGAACGUCGCCUUCCUACGCUACUGGACUCCACAACAGCUGCCGAACUUUCUCAUUUCCGCACCUAUUCUCGCGCUUUUGUUUUCAUACACGACCUUCUACAUUCUUCACGCGCUCAUUCCGCGCUUGCAUUCACUCCUGCUAGGACGACCGUCCGGAAGAUCCCUGCCUGCAUCGCCCUUCCUCGCGUCUUCGCUUGCACCACACGCCAUUCACGCCCUUCUGACUGCGCUUACCCUCCUGUUCACAGCUCACACCCAAAUUGUGCUUCGGUUUGCCGCCACCAUGCCGCUCACUUACUGGGCUGCAGCGUGGCUCGUCGUCGAGCAUCCUCGGUGGGGCGCAUGCUGGGUCAGCUGGAGCGUGGUAUGGGGCGCUACAAUGCUCGUCCUCUGGGGUGCAUUCCUCCCACCUGCGUAA
Sparassis crispa is the source of this 1326-nucleotide messenger RNA. RefSeq names its product GPI mannosyltransferase 2. The transcript is spliced from 3 exons. Gene Ontology annotation, biological process: GPI anchor biosynthetic process. Bases 1 to 1326 code for a protein of 441 amino acids. Gene Ontology annotation, molecular function: alpha-1,6-mannosyltransferase activity; GPI mannosyltransferase activity. NCBI's taxonomy places the organism in Eukaryota, Fungi, Basidiomycota, Agaricomycetes, Polyporales, Sparassidaceae. Gene Ontology annotation, cellular component: mannosyltransferase complex; endoplasmic reticulum membrane. The record is from RefSeq and is a predicted model, not a curated record.